AUGCGGCUGUCCGAACUUGGGUUGAGAUGGUACAACGCGAAAAAGGUAGACAAACGUCUGUUUCGAGCUCUUGCCCAAUUUUGGAAUCCGGCCUACAGUUGUUUCACGUUCGGGAAUGUUGAUUUGGUGCCUACAAUAGAGGAGUACACGGCUUUACUUCGGUGUUCGAAGGUUCAAGUAGAUAGAAUUUAUUCGAAAGUGGUAAAUGUACCGACCUUCUUGAGGAAGCUGAUGAAUAUAACAGGGAUGAGUGAGCAGUGGGUUACAGCUCGGAUUAAGCAAAAAGGGGAUAGCAGGUGUAUUCCUUGGAAAAGUUUGGGGGACCUCAUUUUAGCACACCUAGAUGCGAGGAAGAAAGUAGACGUCUUUGCUUUAAGUAUAUAUGGCUUAAUUGUGUUUCCUAAGAGUUUGGGACAUAUCGACGAGGCGGUCACUGAUUUAUUUGAUCGGUUUGAUAAGAGAGUUACACCAGUCCCGGUAAUUUUGGCAGAAACUUUUAGGUCAUUAAAUGCAUGUCGAAUAAUGGGAGAGGGUAGAUUUAUUGGAUGUGCGCAGCUACUACUUGCGUGGUUCCAUAGCCACUUUUGGAAGGUUGAUAAGGUUUCAUAUCAGGAGAAUAUCGAGUGGAGAGCUCCGUGGUUGCUUCCAGAUAAGAUUCUAUAUCGGUGUGGGGAUUUUGACUGGGUUCUAUUGCUCGGGAUUUGGAGAGCUGUUGGUUAUGCCCCAUUGCUAGUACUAAGACAAUACAGGUCAAGACAGUUUGUGUCUGCCACUCAAGGACUAGCUGAGUGUGAAUUCUCGUACAAGGAUGAUGGCUACAAGAGGAAAGCUCGUGAGAUGGCUAAUACAUGGAAUCAGACUCGCCGAAUGAAGAGAUUAGCUGUGGGUCUAGUGACAACUUCCGAGUACGGCGAAUGGUGGGUUAGGAGGAUUAAUGACAACAUUUUGGGGCCUAGUUCAGACAAUAGUCAGUCGAUAGAAGAGCAUUUGCGCGUCGUUCCUUCUGAGCUGGAAAUCAUAAAGCAAGACUUCGAAAGAAGAUGUGCAGAAUUAGAGAAAAAAAUAGAGCAAAUGGAGGAAGAAAAGGUGAGUUUGAGACUGGAUGUGGAUAUUCAGAAGCUCGAGGCUAAUAGGAUAAGAAAAGAAAAGCGUAAAGCUGAGGAAGAUUUGGAUAGCUUGAGGACUGAUUAUAAAAAGCUACAUCUCUCAGCGAGAACUGCCGGGUUGGAGAAAACUUCGGAACAGUGGCGUCAAGAGAUUUAA
This is a messenger RNA of Gossypium raimondii (Peruvian cotton), 1263 nucleotides long. RefSeq lists its product as uncharacterized. The coding region runs from base 1 to 1263 and encodes 420 amino acids. The record is from RefSeq and is a predicted model, not a curated record. The transcript has 3 exons. NCBI's taxonomy places the organism in Eukaryota, Viridiplantae, Streptophyta, Magnoliopsida, Malvales, Malvaceae.